CUUAAUUUUCGAGGAAUUGAACUGCAGUUGGCGAAUAGAAACUGUCUAGAGUAACAAUGCACAUUGUUUAGAUAGUCACUUUAGGACCGUACUUGACCUCAACAUCUCCAGUGAGAGUGUUAUUUGAGCGUCUUCGAGAAUACACUUUCAGGCGUCCGAUAUGCGGCAGCAUGUGCAAUUACAGCCCCUUACGUCCAAAACUUUCCUCAGCGCUGACUUAUACUGAAAACCAUAUUCACACCUCGUGCUUGGCGUUGUUGGUUUUCGUAUAUUAGCAGGGAGUAUUGGCAACGUACUAUGGGCAAGAAACAACACCAAAAGGACAAGCUCUAUCUUACAACCACGGAAUGGAAAGAAAUUGGAGGUCAUAAAGAUGAUACCGGUACCCGUUUACAACGAGCUCAGUUCAAGCGACUUCCUCUUACUCAUUGCGCUCUUUCAUUACUUCCCUUUGAAGAUCCUGUUUGUACGAGAUCUGGGGAGAUUUUUGACUUGACUUACAUAAUUCCCUAUCUGAAAAAGAAUGGCGUCAACCCUUGCACAGGAAAAAAGCUAAGCAGCAAAGAACUCAUUCCUUUGAAGUUUGAUAAGGAUGAGCAAGGUCAUUUCCGCUGUCCAGUAACAUUUCGCCAGUUUACCGACCACACAUAUGUGGUGGCAAUUGCAACCACUGGUAAUGUGUUUUCCUAUGAAGCAGUGCAGGAGCUGAAUUUGAAAGCGAACCAUUUGAAGGAUUUGCUCACAGACACUCCUUUCCAUAGAAGUGACAUCAUCGUCCUGCAGGAUCCAAACCAUAUUGAGAAGUUUAAUAUGGAGAAGUUUUACCAUGUUCAAUUUGAUCCGAAAACUAAAGAGCAACUGGAGAAGGAAAAGAAGGAAAUGCAGGAUCCAAAGUUCUAUAUUCGCCGCAUGAAUAACGAGACUAAAGAGGCUUUGGAUCAACUCAAGAAGGAAUACACUCUCAAGAAAAUCGAGCCCGAACCUGAAGAAACUGCUGAUGAGAUCAAUGCAGCACACUACAGUCAAGGACAAGUAGCUGCUGGAUUCACUUCCACUACCAUGGCACCUAUAACUAAGCAAAAAGCAGCUGUACUAUCCAAUGAGGCUGUUCGAUAUAAACGAGUGAAGAAGAAUGGUUACGUUCGUAUAAUUACUAAUCAUGGGUCUUUGAAUAUCGAGUUGUUUUGUCCUAAAGCUCCAAAAACUUGUGAAAAUUUCAUUUUAUUGUGCCGAAGAGGGUACUACAAUAACUCGAAGUUCCACAGGAUAAUAAAGAAUUUCAUGAUGCAAGGGGGUGAUCCCACGGGGACGGGUCAUGGUGGAGAAUCAGCCUGGGGAAAACCAUUCGAUGACGAGUUUGCACCGGGCCUUUCUCAUGAUGCGCGAGGGAUCCUUUCAAUGGCGAAUAAGGGUACGAACACAAAUCAAUCUCAGUUCUUCAUAACAUUUCGGCCAUGCAAAUACCUUGACAAGAAACACACAAUCUUUGGACGAGUGGUUGGAGGACAGGAAACCUUAAUAUCCAUAGAAAAAGUGGAGACAGAUGGUGACAUGCCCAAAGACCCAGUAUAUUUUAUGCGCGCCGAAGUAUUUGUCGAUCCUUUUGAGGAGGCUGAAGCAGAGGUUCAGAAGGAGCGCGCAAGUUUAUUGAGUAAAGAUGCGCAAAAAGAAGCUGACGCGAAAAGAGAAGCGAUCGCUAAGCCCAAGGCAUUUACCACAGGAGUUGGAAAAUAUAUAAAUCCUCAAAACAAAAGACUCGCAAGUGAUGGGUCACCAGCAGCUGUCAUGGCAAAGAAGAAGGCUGUUAAGUCUUCACUAACAGAUUUCUCAGCUUGGUGAUACUUGUCUAAAUGUGUUUUCCUUGUAUCUUGAUACAGGUCUUUAAAUGUUAUUUUCGUGCGCUCCAGCGGUGGAUUUUUACCUUUCAGGCUGUAUGUUGUUGAACAGAUAUUACCUAUAAGGUUUGAUUGUGCCAGAUUUUGAUCUCUGAAUAUGCAGUUUUGCUCAAAGUUUGUAAAUUCCAUCAAUCCUAUCCUCAUCAUCAGGAAAAUUUCAGAGAUGGUUAGCUGACUAAUACACUUUUUACCGAAUUCAAGACAUUCAUAAUGUAUGCUUUCUUGACGCUGCUAAGAAAUUGCGAAAGCACAAAAAGAGUAAAGUACCAGGAGAAAACUGCGAGGUAAUCUUAUCAGCACAAGGUCUAGCAAAGGGUUUUGUUUAAUAAGAAGACAUUCUGUUUGGCUUCGCAUAUAUUUUUUCAAUGAAAUUUGCCGUAUAAAGCAUUUAGAAG
Molecule: messenger RNA, 2290 nt
Organism: Cylicocyclus nassatus
Lineage: Eukaryota; Metazoa; Nematoda; Chromadorea; Rhabditida; Strongylidae
Source: the annotation of a GenBank genome assembly